This is a messenger RNA of Drosophila obscura, 955 nucleotides long. RefSeq lists its product as uncharacterized. The transcript is spliced from 4 exons. NCBI's taxonomy places the organism in Eukaryota, Metazoa, Arthropoda, Insecta, Diptera, Drosophilidae. The record is from RefSeq and is a predicted model, not a curated record. The coding region runs from base 360 to 890 and encodes 176 amino acids.
AAAAAAAAUCACACUAAGGUCAUGCUUCGUCGUUUUUGCAACGCAACUUUUCAAAAACCGUAGUUACAGGUGAUCGAUGGACUUGUAAGGUCGGCACACUGCAGCAGUUCAUCAAUGGCCUGAGCUGUAAAAAAAGAGUAGCAAUAAAUGGCAGAGGAAAACGUCGAAUCAACGAAGCAUGACCAUAUAGGGUUAAUUGCAAACUAAUUGUUUAUUUGUCAUCAUUAAUUGUACAUCAAAAAAAUGGGAGCAUUAAUUUUCCACUGACUAAAAAAAUUGCAUUGAGAUGAAUCGAUCAAAUAUGCGAAUUUAACUGGAAUGUGCCAAAACAGUUGCUGUUAGGUCAUCGACGUUUAAACAUGUCCCACGCAGGAGGUGUCCUUUUUCUGCUCAUUGUGGUUUCAUAUGAGGUCGCUUCGAAGGUCGAGUUUACCAACAUUGUAUGUACUUCCCUCGAUAAAGAGUUUUCCGAGUUUGAGUACUGCUAUCUGAAGUCGGUGAAUCGGACCUACAAAUAUGUGUCUGUUAAAAGUAACUUGUACCAAACACCGGUAAAGAAAGUGAAAGUAAAUUUUUCACUGUAUAAACGAUUCAAUGGUUAUAGGCCUUUUAUGUACAACAUCACUGUGGAUGCCUGUAGAUUCCUGAAGAAUCCCAAAUCGAACCCAGUUACAUUGUUCUUUUUUAGCUCAUUUGCUGAAUUCUCAAAUUUGAACCAUUCGUGUCCCUUCAAUGGGGCACUUGUUCUGGAAAAGUUAUCAACCGAGUUUAUAAAUCACCAAACUACUAAAGUGCUGCCAUUUCCGGAAGGGGAUUAUAUGGUAGAAUUAAAUUGGCUUGCCUACGACAUCAAUCGGUCUGUGAUCAAAUUUUAUUAUACUCUUUCUUGACUUAUGUAUUUGUCAGAUAUAUGAAUGUAUAAAAUGCCUUUGAAUUGUUUGAUAAAAUUCGAUAA